AUGCAUGACACUGCUCUCAGACCUUUCAUGCACUGUAAGAAAUACCUUCAUGGUUUGUCACUUGACAUUUUAACCAAGGAAACAGCCCCAACAUUUGUGGGUCUAACUUACUGUGACAUUUUCUUCUACUGUCAGCUGACGAGGAACUACAGCUCCUGCUCCUCAAUAUGGAUGGAUGACAGCACACUCAGCAAGCCUAAUCAUAGAAACAUAGUACAAUGUAUGACGUUGGCAGUAUAUUACCACAUAAAAUACAGAGAUGCAAAUACAUCCCUGGAUAUUUUUGAUGAGAGACUGCAUCCUCUCACAGAAGAGACGCUUCCAGAGGACUACUUUCAGCAUGAUCCUGAACAUGAAUGUAUAUACAGAUUUGUUGCUAUUAUUUUUAAUGCCCUAUGCAUACCAACUGAAUGCGCAAUAAUGACUUUGGUUUACUUAGAAAGGUUGAUGUCAUAUGCUAAGAUUGACCUCUGUCCUACCAACUGGAAAAGGAUUGUCUUGGGAGCCAUUGUUCUUGCCUUCAAGGUUUGGCAUGAUAAGGCUGUGUGGAACAUAUACUUCUGCCAGAUCCUCAAGAACCUUGCACUCCAAGACAUAAAUCAACUGGAAAGGCAUUACUUGUGUCUGCUUGAGUUUAAUGUUAAUGUGUCUGCCAGCAUUUAUGCCAAAUACUACUUUGAUCUUCGCUCUUUAGCAGAUCACAGCAACAUGUAUUUUGUGCCUGCACCUCUCACCAAAGAAAGAGCACAGAAAAUAGAAGCGAUGUCAAGAUACUGUGAGGAUGGAGGCUUGCACAGAGGUGAAAUCAGAAAAGCUUCCAGUGAUGACAGCUUCACUGGAAUUCAACUGUCUAAAGCCAUCCUGUCUUAA
Messenger RNA from Cavia porcellus (domestic guinea pig), 870 nucleotides. RefSeq names its product cyclin-Y-like protein 1. The transcript has 7 exons. Lineage: Eukaryota; Metazoa; Chordata; Mammalia; Rodentia; Caviidae. The record is from RefSeq and is a predicted model, not a curated record. Bases 1 to 870 code for a protein of 289 amino acids. Gene Ontology annotation, biological process: regulation of canonical Wnt signaling pathway; regulation of cyclin-dependent protein serine/threonine kinase activity. Gene Ontology annotation, molecular function: cyclin-dependent protein serine/threonine kinase activator activity; protein kinase binding. Gene Ontology annotation, cellular component: plasma membrane.